AUGGUAAAUUGUGCACUAAGCUUGGGCGCCAAGGCAACCGGUUUCCGACUAUCGAGAAGCCAAUCGGCCGCCGGCACUGUUAGCGACCACCCUGCAAACCCGUGGAUAGGCAAGGAUCCUGCCAAGCCCUUUAGUCGGACAUUGCAAUCCCGAACCUAUCUGUCGAGCUUGAGUGACGGAACGUUCUCCCUGAUCUUAGUUCUGUCGAGCGGACCAUCAUGCCCCUUUUUUGACCGAGUGCAGUUUGUACCCAAAAAUAAAGCCUCAUCAUCAGCACACAGUGAGCCAAUUUGUGCUGGGCUUUACGGCCUCACCAUGCAGCAAAGCUUUCCAGCACGCUCUGAGGCAACGGCCAUCGUUGCCCUGCGAUUCGUAUCCCGUGCUGUGAUUGUGAAGCGGCUAGGAAUAGAUGACUGGACGAUGAUGCUCGCCACGAUCACGGCCAUUUUGAAUGUUGCCAUUGCAGGACUUGGGAAACAUGAUGGCACUCUCUCAAAGGUCGAUGAGUUACCAGCAGCCAAGAUUCGCUACAUUACUCAUAUUAUCUACACUCCCAUCACCGGCCUGAUCAAGACGUCCAUCUGCCUAUUAUAUCUGCGUCUCUUCCCAAAUCUCCGCAAAAUCACUCUUGGCACCAUAGCUUUUAUCGCCGCCAUGAGCAUAGCCAUUAUCCUCGCCACCAUUUUUCAAUGCUGGCCCGUAGAUGCAGUGUACAACCCUCAAAAAUACGACCACUAUACCUGUUUCGCGUCUAUUCCUUUUUGGUACGCCACAGCCGCAUUAUCACUGGUUACGGAUCUGUGGAUCCUAGGUUUACCGAUCCGGACUAUUUUAGGCCUACAAAUUGGGAGCAUGAAGCGUGUGGUAGUCAUCGGUCUGUUAUCCUUGGGAACGUUACCAUGCAGCGCCUGCAUUGCCAGCAUUGUUCGAAUGGUGUACAUCAUCAAGCUUUAUGAGAGCAAUGAUCCAAGCUGGAGCACAUUCGGCGUCUCCGUGUCGUCAGGAAUCGAAGUUGCUGUUGCCAUCAUUGCAGCCAGCCUGCCAAGCACCAAGCCGGUCAUGGAUCUGAUCUUCCCAAGACUAUUCUCUACCAGUGCCGACAAGUCCCAUACCACUAGUGCACAAGUGUACCAUAAUCGGACCUCUGCCCGCGGUCAUCGCCAGCAUGAUGACAUCUCGCUUGUUCAUCUAACCAUGGAAUGUGAUUCCGGGAAGGAUGACUCUACCACUGGACUUUCUCGUGCUUAG
Messenger RNA from Aspergillus niger, 1248 nucleotides. RefSeq lists its product as uncharacterized. The record is from RefSeq and is a predicted model, not a curated record. The coding region runs from base 1 to 1248 and encodes 415 amino acids. The transcript has 8 exons. Lineage: Eukaryota; Fungi; Ascomycota; Eurotiomycetes; Eurotiales; Aspergillaceae.